AUGAAGAAGGUGAUUGAUGUGCGGACGGAUUUUUCGGUGUUGCGGGAGUGUGAUGAUUGGGUGGUGGUGGGGAAGCCGGCGCCGUUGGUGGUGCAUCCAUCGGGGGAGAAGGUGGAGCCGAGUUUGGUGACGGAGCUGGAGGGUUGGUAUCGGGAGCGGGGGGUGGCGGUGCCGGAGUUGUGUCUGGUGAAUCGUUUGGAUCGGGAGACGAGUGGGUGUGUGUUGGUGGGGAAGUCGCGGAGGGCGGGGAGGAUUUUUGGGAAGGCGAUGCAGAGGCGGGAGAUCGGGAAGGUGUAUGAGGAGAUUGUGUGGGGGUGGCCUGAGUGGGAACGGAGAGUGUUAGAGGCUCCUUUUUUAAGAAUGGGAGAGGUGGAGGAGAGUGCGGUGUGGGUGCGGCAGGCGGUGCAUGAGGAGGGGCGUGAAUGUGUGACGGAGUUCGAGGUGGUGCGGAGGUUCGAGAAGGGCGGGGAGAGGUUUGCGGUGGUGGGGUGUCGGUCGAGGACGGGGCGGACGCAUCAGAUCCAAGCGCAUCUGGAGUAUGUGGGACAUGCGAUUGUGGGGGAUAAGAUUUAUGGUGGGGAUGGGUCGGCGUAUUUUGAGUUUAUUGAAAAGGGUUGGACGGAGGAGUUGCGCGAGAGGUUGUGGAUGGAUCAGCAGGCUCUGCACGGGUGUGGGAUGGAUUUUUCCUGGGAGGGGGAGAGGGUGGAGGUGGAGUGUGCUUGGCCAGCUGAGCUGGUGGAUUUUUUGAAGGACUGUUAG
Molecule: messenger RNA, 759 nt
Organism: Nerophis lumbriciformis (worm pipefish)
Lineage: Eukaryota; Metazoa; Chordata; Actinopteri; Syngnathiformes; Syngnathidae
Source: RefSeq, a predicted model, not a curated record